This is a messenger RNA of Melanaphis sacchari, 813 nucleotides long. RefSeq lists its product as uncharacterized. The transcript has 2 exons. Bases 1 to 813 code for a protein of 270 amino acids. The record is from RefSeq and is a predicted model, not a curated record. NCBI's taxonomy places the organism in Eukaryota, Metazoa, Arthropoda, Insecta, Hemiptera, Aphididae.
AUGGCACAAGUAUUACCUGAAAAUAGUAAAGAUGUAGAAAGUUUCAAAGGUAGAUUUGGUUGGUAUGCUUUCACAAGAUAUCCAAUUCUAUACAUCACACGUACAGUUAACGGUGAACAUUUUAAGUUUGUAUCAAUGCGGAUUGCUGAAACUCACUUGCUGGAUUCCUAUCUACACUAUUUUCAUCCAGAAGUUUAUACAUGCACAUCAGUGAAAAGUUAUUAUAUGACUAAUUCCGAAGCAAAAUUAUUGAACAACAUCAACACAAAAUAUUGUAAAAAUGUGUAUGGGCACUAUGACUUCACUGCAAACAAAGAUUGCAUUGUCCAUUUAGAGGAUGUCCUGGAACUUUAUAAAUUUUUAAAAGCAUGUUAUAAUAAAAUAAGUCCAACUAUUGAUAAUAACGAAAUAGAAUUUGGUUAUAUUCGUAUAAAUUCAUUUUUUGUUCCAUACUUCACUAAAGAUAACAAAAAAUAUCUUCCGCUUUUCUACUUUGAAGGGCAAACACAACAUCUAUUAACACGAACUGUGGAACUUAAAAAUUGGGACCUGGUUUAUUUGAAGUUUUGUUUUAAAGUUAUGGGCAUUUAUGAAGAAUUAUAUGAUGGCGAAUCCUGUUCUGUGGUGAGCCUCAAUGAUAUAAAGACCCAUUAUCCACCAGAAACAAGUUUUGAGGAUUUUUGGCCAUCAAACCUACAGAAAAAAUGUCAUCUAAUCAAUCAGCGUAAAAGUCGAAAUCAACCAGGUGUCUGGGCUACUCUCCACUAUGAAGCUGUUUUGCCUCCUGAAAAUACUCAGAAAAAUAAAAUAUAA